AUGUCUCCAGAUAUUGCCAAGUCACUGUCAGUUAAGAACCACUGGGUUACUCACCCUGCCAUCCAGCCUGCAGUCCGUGUGCAGGGGCAGGAGCCGCUCACCGCCUCCCUGCCAGCUGCAGCACCCCGCCAGGAACAGAAGCAGAUGCCGGGUGAAUGUUUGUUCCUGCUCAUCCAGAGGACGCACUCAAACCUGGCUGGUAAGAUUAUGGGGAUGCUGGAGACUGAGAACUCGGAGCUGCUGCACAUGCUGGAGUCCACCAGAUCUCUCUGCUCCAAGGUGGAUGAAGCUAUGGAGAUCCUACAGGCUCAUCAUGCCAAGAAAGAAGCUGCCCAGAAGGUGGGCGCUGUUGCUGCUGCUACCUAUUAG
Molecule: messenger RNA, 369 nt
Organism: Hippopotamus amphibius kiboko
Lineage: Eukaryota; Metazoa; Chordata; Mammalia; Artiodactyla; Hippopotamidae
Product: polyadenylate-binding protein 4
Molecular function (GO): RNA binding
Source: RefSeq, a predicted model, not a curated record